Messenger RNA from Oryza sativa Japonica Group (Japanese rice), 1476 nucleotides. The record is from RefSeq and is a predicted model, not a curated record. Lineage: Eukaryota; Viridiplantae; Streptophyta; Magnoliopsida; Poales; Poaceae.
GUGCUCGACCCAGUGCAGUGUGCUGGUGAGAUGGUGGUAGUACAUAUCCUGUUGCCUCCCAUUUCUACUGCUUGUAACUUUCUUCCAAGAAAUUAGAGAGUUCAGACGCAUACAGUACAGUGUGGUUGUUGCUAGUCGAUCAGUUAUACCAAAGUGUAGAACACUAAUAUAAGCUCAGAUCUACACGAGACCGAACCUCUCGAACCCUUUCUUGCUACAGUAAAUUCCCCACCCUCGACCCCUCUUCCUCCUCGAUUCCGGCGACCUCGUCGCCGGCGGCGGGAGGGAGAGGGGUCGUCCCCCCUCCCCCAUAGUAGUUACGUAGUCGGGCUAGUCUCGUUAGGUCGGGUUCUUCCCGUUUUCUUCUCGUUAGUGAGGCGAUGGAAGUUGGAGAUGGCGGCGGCGACGCGAUUGUGACCAGCGACGGUGGAGGCGACGAGGUUACGGCUCGCAACUGCGAUGGCGACGCGGAUACGACCCGAGGCGACGGCGGCCGCGCAGAUCCAGUCCGUGGCGGCAGCGGCGGCGCGGAUCAGUUCCGCGGCGGCGGCGACGACGUGGUUGCGGCCCGAUGUGACGGCGGCGGUGCGGAUCCAGUCCGCGGUGGCAGCGGCGGCGCGGAUCAGGUCCGCGGCGGCGGCGACGAUGUGGUUGCGGCCCGACGUGACGGCGGCGGCGCGGACGCGGCCCGUGGCGACGGCGGCAGCACGGAUCCAGUCCUCAGCGGCGGCUGCGGCGCGGACGCGGCCCGCGACGACGGUGGCGGCGCGAGGGCCGUCUCCUGCGUCGUUGCUUCCAGUUGCAGCUCACCCUUUCUCGUUGCUUCCAGUUUCAUGGUGCAGGCCAUCUCUUCCUCAACCAUCUCCAUCAUCUCAGCAAGACAAGUUGAUUUGCAGCCAUUCAAGUGCUCCAUCGUUGAAGGUUGGCUGCUCUUCGGAUUCACCCUUCCUGUUGUUCCCUAACAGAAGAAACCAUGCUGGGUUUGUCAUUCGGGUUGAGCUCGAACCAUCUGCGCAAUUUCAGUUGACAGGGUUGAUGUUAGAGCUCCUCAGAUUCAAUGAUGAGCCUCGUGGGGAUCCUUCGCUGAGUCCAGUGAUGCACACACCAAAAUCUACGGCUCAGCAACAAACCUCGGUCUUGUGCCGUUUCCGUGGAGGCAGCUGAUGGGGAUUAACGGUUUGUCAAGCGGAGUGCACAUCUUUUGAGGCCCAGGGUAGCAGUCGUCGCGGCUUCGCCGCAGAUCCCUAUCGACUUGCUCCUUUUUCUGCUAUUAGGUUAUUUCAGGAAGAUUGAUUUCGUAGUUCAGUUAACCCUCCCUUCUCAGGGGUGGCUCUUUUGCUUUCAGCUUUUAUCCUUGGUUAUGUAAUGGGGUUUAUCCCCUAAUUCUGCUCUUGCUUAACAAAGUUGAUGUGUUUUAAAAAAAAAGAACACUAAUAUUGGUUGUUGUGAUGAAAGUCAUAAGUAUGGUUCUACGUA